AUGGCGUUCAGCACGCCUCCCUUUAUCCACCUGGGUAUUGACGCCAGGACCGGCAAAUCCUAUCACAUCUGCUCUCGAAAGUCGCUGUUGUCCUUCGGUGCGAUCCUGUUGCUGCUAGUGGCCAUGUCUUCUGAGAGGUUCCUGUUCAAGGUCAUGGUGGACCGAAUGGAGUCGUACAGAUACUUUCUGUGCCAGUUCAUGACAUUCCUGUACAUACCCCCGAUGUUCUGCAUCGUCAGCUACAAGGCGACACAUGAGGAUCUUAUGGAAGACGAUGGGAUGGAAUUCCCAAAAUUCCACUUUUUCGUCAUGGGGCUGCUGGAUCUCCUUCAUGGCCUGAUGUUGUUUAUUGCCGGUGGGCGAACAGACCCGACGCAGACGCUGUUAUUCAUGCAGGCGUCUAUCCCGAUAUCAGCCUGCAUGUCAGCAGCGUUUUUCGGUGUCAGAUACACAAGAGCUCAAGUUGUAGGCAUGCUGAUUAUCACAGGCGGACUCAUCCUUUCUUUAAUCCCCUGUAUUGAAGACAUUCAUAGCAAAGAGUUCGAAGACCGAGAGAUUGGCUGGAACAGCGUGUUCUACCUUCUUGCAGCAAUUCCGGGAUCAUUGUCGAUGCUGUAUAAAGAGCGUGUGAUCCGUGACCAGCCCGUGGACAUGUCGUACUUGAAUGCUUGGGUUUCGGUCAACCAAUUUAUUGCUGGAUUGUUGGUAGCUCCGAUCAUCUUUGAUGCUGAAUUUCUCCAUCUCGACCAGAAGACCAGUGGUUUGAUGUGUCUCAUUCAAGGCGAGAGCGAGGUGUCCACAGAUCACUGCUAUAUGGGACUUCCGAUCUUACUUCUCUACGUCUUGAGUAACAUCGUCGUAAAUGUCCUGCUACUCCAACUGAUCCGGCUCACGAGUGUUUCAACCAUGUACGGAUGCACACUCGUCGGCUUUUUGACUUCAUUUGUCGUUCUCGCGUGGUACCAAGUAGACCCAGACAAUUUCGGCAUCAUUAACCUUCACGACGGUCUGCGGAACUGGAUCCCUCCCUCGGUGUUCGUGGACGUUUUUGCGUUCCUGACCAUAUUUGCUGGCAAAGUACUCUAUCAAUGGGAUCCGGAUCCAGAGGUAGAAGCAACAACUUUAUCUGCAGAGGACAAAGAGAACAUGUCACUACUUGACGGAGAAGACGACUACGGAUUGCGAUACACGUAA
Messenger RNA from Phytophthora nicotianae INRA-310, 1194 nucleotides. RefSeq lists its product as hypothetical. The transcript has 10 exons. The coding region runs from base 1 to 1194 and encodes 397 amino acids. Lineage: Eukaryota; Oomycota; Peronosporomycetes; Peronosporales; Peronosporaceae. The record is from RefSeq and is a predicted model, not a curated record.